This is a messenger RNA of Raphanus sativus (radish), 1194 nucleotides long. Its product is annotated as glycine-rich RNA-binding protein RZ1A. Bases 146 to 883 code for a protein of 245 amino acids. The transcript is spliced from 4 exons. Gene Ontology annotation, molecular function: zinc ion binding; RNA binding. The record is from RefSeq and is a predicted model, not a curated record. Lineage: Eukaryota; Viridiplantae; Streptophyta; Magnoliopsida; Brassicales; Brassicaceae.
CCCCCACGAGAUAGUGAAUAAGACGAUAGGACUCUUUACUUCAUAUGUGUGUAUUAGCCUUCUUAUCAAUAAAUUAGGGUUACGUCGCGAAUCACGUUCAGAUCUCAUCUUCUCCGCUCUCUCUCUCUGUGUGUUGUAGAAGAAGAUGUCAGAAGAGGUGGAGUACCGCUGCUUCAUUGGUGGCCUUGCGUGGUCAACGUCUGAUCGUGGCCUCAGAGAUGCCUUUGAGAAGUAUGGUCACCUCCUUGAGGCCAAGGUGGUGCUUGACAAGUUUUCUGGCCGUUCCCGUGGUUUUGGGUUCAUCACUUUUGAUGAGAAGAAAGCUAUGGACGAAGCUAUUGCUGCCAUGAAUGGGAUGGAUUUGGAUGGGCGGACUAUUACUGUUGAUAAAGCUCAGCCGCUUCAGGGUGGGUCUGGCAGGGAUCAUGAUGGUGGUGACCGCAGCCGUGAUCGUGGGUAUGACCGUGACCGUAGCCGUCCAUCUGGUGGGCGAGGAGGUUCAGGUGGUGGGGAUUGCUUUAAAUGUGGCAAGCCUGGACAUUUUGCAAGGGAGUGUCCUGAUGAAUCCGGUAGAGGUGGUGGGGGAAGGUACAGCUCGAGGGAUGAUAGGUACGGUGCCAAGGAUGAUAGGUACGGUGCCAAGGAUGAUAGGUACAGCUCAAAGGACGAUAGGUACAGUGCAAAGGAUGACAGGUAUGGUGAUAAGGAAGAUAGGUACGGUAGGGAUGGUGGUAGAGAUGGUGGUAGGGAUCGCUAUGGACCUGAUCGCAAUGGCGACCGCUCUGGAGGACGUAGCAGGGAUGGUGGCAGCCGUGGAGGUCCAGGAGGGGAGAGGCACAGUCGUGCUCCAUAUGAUCGCCCCAGAGCUGGAGGCUUUCACUAGAAUUCUACUCCAAAGGGCUAUUCACAUCUUAUUCUGCAGUGAAAGAAGUGAAGGUUUUCUGCUUUCGGAUCUCUUGUCACGUACGGUGUUAAAAGUUGCGAUGGAUGGUGUCUGUUUUCUUCGAUGUAUUUGGAAAGCUCAAGAAAGAAGAUGUGUCUCUGUUUUUGCUAAAACUCAAGAGUCGGCUAUGUUCUUUAAAGUGCUCUCCUUUUGAUAUGUUGGUCCUUAUGGAAACUUGUGCUUGGUUGGUUUGAGACAAUUUAAGAUGUGCUACUUUAUGCUUAUCGUAAUGAACGACCAUAUUUGCAAAA